This is a messenger RNA of Leptomonas pyrrhocoris, 576 nucleotides long. RefSeq lists its product as hypothetical. The transcript has a single exon. Bases 1 to 576 code for a protein of 191 amino acids. The record is from RefSeq and is a predicted model, not a curated record. Lineage: Eukaryota; Euglenozoa; Kinetoplastea; Trypanosomatida; Trypanosomatidae.
AUGAGAGGGAUGCUUGAAACUCAGCCGGCGCAACAAGAGACUGUUCCUCUUGAAGGGAGUUCCAUCCAGCGGCGUAGCGCCGAAGACUGGGUGGGACGAGCUGGAGAAGCCGAUGCCGCAUGUGCCAGACGCGGCCUACGGUACAGGCUCGCAGCGACCGCCUUGACAUCGAUGUUCGAUGGAGUGGAACGCUCACUCUCGGCACAGGCACUCGCUAUGCGCUCCGCACGCUUAGGUUUCAACACGCGUGAGGGCGUCGAUAUUCAGCCAGUGGAAGGCACGGGACGUCCACUUCAACCCGACAACAAACGAGGCGGAGAUGACGAGCAGGGUGGGCUGGACGGCUCGACGCGGGGAGCGAGUCCGAUUUCACGGACCUUACACAUUGGCGUCGCGGCUCCUGCGCGCGGACGCUUCAGUUCUGCAGAAGUUGCUGGCGAAACAUGGCUCCAGCCAGCUCCUCUUCUUCCCCCUGGGCCCCCUCAAAGACACGAUGCGAGCGGCCAUGCGGCAGUUCAACCCCACAGCGGCACUCUCCUCAGUGUGCAGGGGCGCGACGAGCUGCUUGGCGGAUGA